UUUAAGCCUGUACGUGGCAUUCAGAGACUAACGUUACACACAGCAGCCGAGGCUGGUGUGGCUCCGCUCCUGCAACAACUCACUCAUACAGACUGACAUCCUGCACUCCUACAGGAUACACUGAAGCAAGGAAGCUCUUUAAAUCACCAGACUUGUUGUGACGCCCGCAAUAAAGCAUUUAGAAACAUGUUUACCGUGUCGGAGCUGGUUGUCUUGCUGGCCGUCCUGUCCGCCACUGCGUCCGGCUACUUCGUUAGCAUAGACGCCCAUGCCGAUGAGUGCUUCUACGAGCGGGUCAACUCCGGCACAAAGAUGGGCCUCAUGUUUGAGGUUGCCGAAGGAGGCUUCCUGGACAUCGAUGUCGAGAUAACAGGGCCUGAUGGUAAGCAGAUUUACAAAGGUGACAGAGAGUCCAGCGGGAAAUACUCGGUGGCAGCACACAUGGACGGAACCUACAAGUUCUGCUUCAGCAACAAGAUGUCCACCAUGACACCCAAGAUCGUCAUGUUCACGAUUGAUAUUGGAGAGGCCCCCAAAGGCCAGGACAUGGAGACAGAAGGUGGUGACAACUGGGAUGCCCACCAAAACAAGCUGGAGGAGAUGAUCAACGAGCUGGCAGUUGCUAUGACAGCUGUAAAGCAUGAACAGGAGUACAUGGAGGUUCGCGAGAGGAUACACAGAGCAAUCAACGACAACACAAACAGCAGAGUGGUGCUGUGGUCAUUCUUUGAAGCUCUGGUUCUGGUGGCAAUGACACUUGGACAGAUUUACUACCUGAAGAGAUUUUUUGAAGUACGACGAGUAGUUUAGUGCGAUUAAAUGAUCCCUCUGUGUCCUCCACUGAUUUUUCUCCAACACCAAGACAGUUAUUUACACUCUGGAAAUGAGACUGGCAGAUUUGAGUAAAGCCUGAUUGGAUUUCAGAUGUUUUGUUCUCCUGUUAACCUAUUUGGUUCCUUCUUUAUAAAUGUAAUUAGUGUGCGUUUGGAACGAAUGGCCAAAAGAUUCUGGGAUAGAUGUCAGUUAAGUUUAUUAGUUCCUUUUUUAUGUUUUUUUUUUGUCCAAUAUUGUUAAUUACAGUUAGUACAAAUAAUUUGCCAGUACAGUUUUACCUGUGUGAAUGACUGUAAGGCUCAUAAUUUUAAGUAAAGGUCAGAAGACUUAGAAACUCACAUAAAUGGAUCGGCACGUGUGGAGUUCCCACAGGAGAAUGAAGAUUUAAAAUGGGACCCUUUUCAAAUGGUAAAAAAGACAAACAUGAAAACAGUGCAUUUGAUUUUUUUUUUGAUCUGAGAUGCAGGGGGUUUUGUUUCUUGGUCUAAGCCGAGUCGGACAAUGUACUCCCAGAUAUGUGAUAUCUGUACAUUGUGUUUAUGCUCUCAGACAACAAAUUGCACUCCUGAUAAAUGCAUCUAAAUACCUGAAGGGUUUACACUGCAGCUGAUUUUCAAGGGAAAAUGUACAACUUCUAGCUGUGUGUUGAUUCUUAGCGAUCUGUGCUGCAGGAGACGGGGGGGGGGGGGCUUCAGUGGACAUCUUUUGCAGGGAAACUAUGUAGUUCAGAAAAUGGCAACAGGCAAGUGGUUUCUUGGCCGUAAGAGUUCACAAGUUAAUUUCAUUUUUACGCUUAUUUGAAAACUUCCAACGCUACUUUAGCAGUAAGACCUUAGAAGAGCUGAGGCAGGGUUGGAUUUUAAACUGAACUACUUGGGAGUGGAACUCCAAAGCAAAGUGUCGAGAAAUACUGAAAUACACGUUACAUGUUGAUUGAGGCUGGUUGGGGGCGGGGGGGUGGGGGUGUGACACCUAAUGACUGCUGUGUGCUUUAGUUGCUUCUACUAUAGCUCUUUUGUUGGGGUUAGGGAUUUUAAAUUAUAUAAUUGUAUACAAAUUUGAACCAGUUUUUUUUUUCAUGGAGCAUAUCCUGUGACAUGCAACUGUUUGGAUGAUGCCUUUCAAAUUAAUCUUUUACCCGUUUGUUUCCACAUCAAGGUAAAAAAAAGUACGUCCAAGGCAGUAGCUUCACAUCUAUCACACAGCUGCAACAUCCUAAGUGCUGCGUGUCACUGAAUAUGCUCCCGUUUUGUAUUAAAAACAAUCUUUGGUGAGCUCUGGCAGGUGCUCUGUACACAGUCUCUCCUUUUUGUGAUUACAAACGACUAAAUCUGAUAAAUGGAUCUGUACAAAUGUAGAAUGGUUGUCUGUGGAGAAAAAAAAGCCCCAGGUUUCAUAAUAAAGCCAAUAUUCUGUACAAUUA
Messenger RNA from Sander lucioperca (pikeperch), 2257 nucleotides. It is a transcript of the gene tmed2, whose product is annotated as transmembrane p24 trafficking protein 2. Gene Ontology annotation, cellular component: Golgi apparatus; endoplasmic reticulum; COPII-coated ER to Golgi transport vesicle. The record is from RefSeq and is a predicted model, not a curated record. NCBI's taxonomy places the organism in Eukaryota, Metazoa, Chordata, Actinopteri, Perciformes, Percidae. Bases 187 to 810 code for a protein of 207 amino acids. Gene Ontology annotation, biological process: endoplasmic reticulum to Golgi vesicle-mediated transport; intracellular protein transport; Golgi organization. The transcript is spliced from 5 exons.